AUGUCCAGAGCUUUAAGUACACAAGUCGAUUUGGAGAUAGCCAUCAAUGGUUAUAUAACUCCAGGAGAAGAUUAUUUCGACCGAGAACAACAAGAAAAAAGACCUCGACCUACUCCACUUCCUGGUCCACCAAAUGCCGAAAGUUUAGCUAGAAUGAUAUCCAAUGCUAGAAAAUCGAAAAAAGGAAAGAUAGGAAUACGUGAUAGAAUAUGUUGUCAUCAAUGGACUUGGUUUACGAUGGCAACUGGUGGUGUUGCCAAUGUCCUUCACUCAGUAUGGACUCCGUAUCGUGCUGAUUGGAUUUGGUAUAUCGGUCUCAUCUUCUUUCUUCUCAAUUUAUGUCUUUUUAUCAUGAAUUGCAUCUUAAUUACGAUGAGAUUCAUCAUGGUACCGGGAAGUUUUAUGCAUUCAUUUUUGGAUCAAAUGGAAUCACUUUUUAUUCCAUCCGUGGUACUCUCCACUGCAACUAUCAUGAUCAAUACUUGCGAAUAUGGUAUUCCUAUGACAGGUCCUUGGCUUCAACAUACUAUGGAAUGGUUAUUUUGGAUUUAUAUCGUCGUAAGCGUAAUAGCUAGUGCUGGUAUGUAUUUGAUUUUAUGGUCAACUCAAAUCUUCCCUAUUCAUACCAUGACACCCGUUUGGGUAUUUCCAGGAUAUCCUUUACUUUUAACGGCUCCGUUCGCUAGUACACUCAUAGCAGCGAAUACUACGGCUAUGAACAAUCCACCUAUCAAUAGAUUAGCUAUAGCAAUGUGUGCCAUAGCUGUACAAGGUACUGGGUUCCUUAUAAGUUUUAUGAUAUGCGCUGCAUUCAUUUAUCGUCUUAUGACACAAAAGUUACCUAGAGAUAUGCAAAGACCAGGUGUAUUCAUCUCUAUUGGACCUAGUGGUUUUACAGUAGCUGGAUUAGUUUCCCUCGGUCAGCAAUCACAAGUUGUCAUACCAGAUAGUUUUCAAGGAUCAACUCAUAGUGUUAUCAUCUUACGAUUACUCUCAACUAUAGUUGGAUUAUGGUUAUGGGGUCUUAGUAUUUGGUUCUUUUUAGUAUCGGUCGGUUCAUUAUGGAAAUAUGUACGACCUGAACGAAAGAUGCCUUUUCAAAUGACAUGGUGGUCUUUCGUCUUCCCAAAUACCGCAUUAGUUACUGCUACUUUAGCUUUAGCUACCGCACUUGGAAGUACUGGACUUCGUAUUUGUGGUUGUGUUAUGGCAGCUUUAUUAAUUGUUGUUUGGGCUCUCGUUUUGAUGAGUAUGUUGAAAUGUCUUUGGAAUAGACAACUACUUUGGCCGAAAGAGUUAGAAGGCGAUUGA
Hypoxylon trugodes is the source of this 1311-nucleotide messenger RNA. Its product is annotated as voltage-dependent anion channel-domain-containing protein. Gene Ontology annotation, molecular function: malate transmembrane transporter activity. Gene Ontology annotation, cellular component: membrane. Bases 1 to 1311 code for a protein of 436 amino acids. Gene Ontology annotation, biological process: malate transmembrane transport. The transcript has 9 exons. Lineage: Eukaryota; Fungi; Ascomycota; Sordariomycetes; Xylariales; Hypoxylaceae. The record is from RefSeq and is a predicted model, not a curated record.